Psilocybe cubensis is the source of this 1956-nucleotide messenger RNA. RefSeq lists its product as uncharacterized. Lineage: Eukaryota; Fungi; Basidiomycota; Agaricomycetes; Agaricales; Agrocybaceae. Gene Ontology annotation, cellular component: acetolactate synthase complex; mitochondrion. The coding region runs from base 1 to 1956 and encodes 651 amino acids. Gene Ontology annotation, biological process: L-valine biosynthetic process. The transcript has 7 exons. The record is from RefSeq and is a predicted model, not a curated record. Gene Ontology annotation, molecular function: thiamine pyrophosphate binding; magnesium ion binding; acetolactate synthase activity.
AUGGAUUCAAGGCCACCAUCAACGUACACCGGCUCCAGUUUAUUGCUCCGCACACUCGCCCGUGCCGGUAUAACGCAUGCAUUCGUUAAUUGGGGCUCUGAUCAUCCUGCACUUCUCGAAGAUCUAGCAAGGCAACGUGUUGAAGACGAAGGUGGAGAAACGCAGCCUAAGAUUGUGACAUGUCCGAACGAAAUGGUCGCAUUGAGUGCAGCACAAGGAUUCGCACAGGUUACUGGGAAACCUGCCGCCGUUAUUAUUCAUGUCGAUGUGGGCACGCAGGCCCUAGCUGGAGCGGUGCAUAAUGUGGAUCGUAGCCGUACUCCUGUGUUAAUUUUUGCAGGAGCGUCACCAUUCAGUUCGAACGGUGAGCACAAGGGAACACGAAAUGAGUGGAUUAUGUGGCUACAAGACAUCCCGGACCAAUCAGCAAUUGUUCGCCAAUAUAUGCGACAUACUGCCCAGUUAGGAAGUGCGAAGACUAUUGAACAGAGUGUGAAGCGUGCUUUACAAAUUGCUACCAGUGAGCCGAAAGGCCCUGUAUAUCUAUGGGCGCGACGUGAGGUUAUGGAGGAAGAAGUGAAUCCAGAAAGUCUCGAUCAUAUUUCCGGCAUUUCAAAGUGGCCUUCCAUCGAACCAACGUCACUCACGCCUUCUGCCUUGAAGAAAAUAUCCGAGGCACUACUGACCGCGUCAUCACCCUUGAUAAUCACUUCUCAUGCAGGACGCUCGCCUGCAGCAGUAGCAGCGCUAUCAUCACUCGCCACACUUCUCGCAAUUCCCGUCAUCAGCACAUGUCCAUCUACAGUGAAUAUUCCCUUCUCUCACCCCAGCUACAUUGGGAAUACAUGGCUCUUUCCUUUGACACAUUGGGAAAAGCUUCAAGGCGUGGACGUGAUCUUGGUGCUUGAGUGCGAUCUUGCUUGGAUUCCGGUAAAUGAGAAGCCUGUCGAUGAUGCCAGAGUGUUUGUUAUUGACGGAGGCGACCCCUUGAAACUAGGGAUUGGACAAUGGCAUGUCGAUGCAGAACUGGUAUGCCGAGCGGAACCGGCCAUUGCACUAGAGCAAAUUGAACACUCACUGCGGACAAUGGGCGUUCGCCCACAAGGCGAAGCUUGGUGCUUGGGUGACUAUUUCGCUGACUCUUCGCUGGAGGAAAAAACCAGAUUCCGCUGGGAGACACUUCGGAAGAAUCACGAUCGACUCGUUUCUCAGCUUGACUCAGAAGAAGAUAAAUUCAGAUUGGUGGGCAAACCAUCGCUACCAGGUGAAAAGCAAAACCCCAUAGUCGUUAUGAACGUACCAAAUUUAAUUGGAGUCAUUCGGAAGACGGUUGCGGCCCUGACGCCCUCGAAGGGCGCUAAUACUCUAUUUCUCAAUGAAUCGAUCAGUAAUUUCGCUCCUGUGUGGACUCAUUUGAGGCCUGAAUUUCCUGGCAGCGUCAUCACAAGCGGAGGAUCUUCUUUGGGAUGGGGACUAGGAGCAGCUAUAGGUGCAUCUAUUGGAGCACGUACGCUUGGACCAAUGAGCAACGCAUCUUCUGGAGGGAAAGAAUACGAUUUGAUAGUUUAUAUUGUCGGAGAUGGUUCCUUCAUGUUUGGUGUUCCAAGUUCCGCAUACUGGAUGGCAAGGAAAUAUAACACGCCCUUUCUGACAAUAAUUUUGAACAAUGGCGGCUGGGGGUCACCAAUGCUGUCUAUGCUUGGUGUACAUCCAGCAGGACAUGGCAGAAAUACUCUAUCAGGCGAUAAACUCACUGUUGGCUUUGGUCCAAACCCCCCGGAUUAUCCUCAGAUUGCUGCUGCCGCCUCGGCUGGUUGGGCAUGGGGUGCACGCGUAGGUGAUGUAGUGACGAAUUCACCAAAGGAUACGUUAACGUCCACUAUUGACAAAGCGAUAAAGAUUGUGCUUGAGGAGAAGAGAUGUGCUGUUGUUGACUGCAUUUUGGAGUCUAUUUAG